Peniophora sp. CBMAI 1063 is the source of this 531-nucleotide messenger RNA. NCBI's taxonomy places the organism in Eukaryota, Fungi, Basidiomycota, Agaricomycetes, Russulales, Peniophoraceae. The record is from the annotation of a GenBank genome assembly.
AUGGCAGCCGGUGAGAACGGAUUCGCCGCCUCGUGUUCCGUCGAACGCGCACCAAGUCGCGUCUUGAACGAGGCCGUCAUGCCACCCAAAGGCUCCAAACUCAAGAAGGCUACAUCUACAGCUGAGGGUACGCCACUGCCUCCAUCCCUCGGCGAGAAGCUGUCUUACGCACAGGCGCCCCGGCCAUUCAAGAACCCCGCGUAUACUAAGAAUAACGGUCGCCGUGCUAAGAAUGUCAAGGCAGUAUUAGCACAGGAGCGUGAACGCGCCCGUGCAGCUGCCGAACGGAUGGCCGUCGACGGCGAUGAGCCAGAUCCCGACCCGUUGAACUACCUGUCAAUAGAAGCCCCGCCCUCGCUCAUCCCAGCACGCCAUUACUGCGAUAUUACUGGUCUUGAGGCACCGUAUACCGAUCCUGCGACUGGCCUUCGGUACCAUGACAAGAGCGUGUACGAGUUCAUCAAGAGCCUGCCCGCGAGUGCGGCGAGGGAGUACCUGGCCGCAAGAGGCGUGAAUCCGGUGGUCAAGUAG